Molecule: messenger RNA, 5233 nt
Organism: Cavia porcellus (domestic guinea pig)
Lineage: Eukaryota; Metazoa; Chordata; Mammalia; Rodentia; Caviidae
Gene: Clvs2
Product: clavesin 2
Exons: 5
Coding region: 436-1419 (327 amino acids)
Biological process (GO): lysosome organization
Cellular component (GO): trans-Golgi network; membrane; clathrin-coated vesicle
Molecular function (GO): phosphatidylinositol bisphosphate binding
Source: RefSeq, a predicted model, not a curated record
CAUCACCAGCAGCGACCGCAGGAGCCCCCGGGCCAGGCUGGGAUGCGCCCGGAGGUCGCCUUGGUCACAUUUCGGGAGCCCGAAGAAAGCGCCGCCGCCGCGGGCACGAUCGCGGCCAGCCUGGCGAGGUGGGCUUAGGGUGCUUUGUUCAGCGUGCAGGGAGCCGAGGGCCGGGGUCGUCCCGGAGAGAGAAGCGGGCUAAAGGGGGCCGUUGUGCCGGGCGGUUGGGGAAGCAAGUUUGGCUCCCCUUUUUCAGCUCUGGGAGAGCAGGAGCAACAGGGUCCUUGAUUGGACACGAAGAGAUCAUUUCCUGUGAAGAAGAGGAAGAAGAGGCAGCAGCCAGGCCUGGGGGCCCCAGGGUGGAGGCGGCCAGGCCAGGUUUACUGUGGGACCCUGAGCCCCGCUUCAGAAGGGAAGGCGCAGGCCAGCGGAACAAUGACUCAUUUACAGGCUGGCCUCUCCCCGGAGACCCUGGAGAAGGCCCGCCUGGAGCUGAAUGAGAACCCUGACACCCUGCACCAGGACAUCCAGGAGGUGAGGGACAUGGUCAUCACCAGGCCGGACAUUGGCUUCCUGCGCACUGACGACGCUUUCAUCUUGCGCUUUUUGCGGGCCAGGAAGUUUCACCACUUUGAGGCCUUCCGCCUCCUGGCCCAGUACUUUGAGUAUCGGCAGCAGAACCUGGACAUGUUCAAAAGCUUCAAGGCCACCGACCCUGGCAUCAAGCAGGCCCUGAAGGACGGCUUCCCUGGGGGCCUGGCCAAUCUGGACCACUAUGGCAGGAAGAUUCUGGUCCUCUUUGCUGCCAAUUGGGAUCAAAGCAGGUACACGCUGGUGGAUAUCUUGCGUGCCAUCUUGCUUUCUUUAGAAGCCAUGAUUGAAGAUCCCGAGCUGCAAGUCAAUGGGUUUGUUUUGAUCAUAGACUGGAGUAACUUCACGUUCAAGCAAGCCUCUAAACUCACACCCAGCAUGCUGCGGUUAGCUAUCGAAGGCCUGCAGGAUAGCUUCCCAGCACGAUUCGGAGGAAUUCAUUUUGUCAACCAGCCAUGGUACAUCCAUGCCCUGUACACUGUGAUCCGGCCCUUCCUGAAGGAGAAGACUCGAAAAAGGAUAUUCUUACACGGUAACAACCUGAACAGUUUGCACCAACUGAUUCACCCCGAGAUCCUGCCCUCGGAGUUUGGAGGAAUGCUGCCCCCCUAUGACAUGGGGACGUGGGCAAGGACACUGCUGGACCACGAGUAUGACGACGACAGUGAAUACAACGUGGGCUCCUAUGGCACUCCCGUGAAGGAGGUGGAGAAGGAGCUGUCCCCCAAGUCCAUGAAGAGGUCCCAGUCCGUGGUGGAUCCCACGGUUCUGAAGCGCAUGGAUAAGAAUGAGGAGGAGAACAUGCAGCCUUUGCUAUCUCUGGACUGAGAAUUUCUUUGUACCCACGGCAUGAGUGGAGGUGGAAGGUACUAGAUUGCAGCUGCAGGCACAGCGCUGCCGAGGACCUGGGCUGAGUGGGAACUGUAUUUAUUCCUAUUAAUGUAGCAGAAUAUAUAACAAGGCACCAGGCAUUCUCGUUUGCCUGAACCAUGGGUGCCCUGGGCUGUAUUUUUUUUAAAGUCAAUAAUUUAUUCUGUAAGUGCCAAGUUCUUUGUAAAUACAAUGUAAUUUCAUGUCAAGUUUGUAAAUUUUGGUAGUAAUUGAAUUUGGGGAAGAUUGACAUAAAAGUCUGAGCCAGAGAUAUGAACUAGAAGAAAAAGUAGAAAAUAUGCAGAAGCUAUCAACACGGAUUAAAUGUGGCCCUGUUUCCUAUGAAGCCGUAUUUCUGCUGUCAUGGAGAACUGUCAUUACUGCUUCCCUCUACAGCUUUGUAGACACAGGGAACAAAGUCGUUCUAGAAAACGAGGACUUCAUCGCCAUGGCCGGAUGUAGAGAUUUUCACUUCAGAGGAAAGGUAACCCUGGACUCUUGCAGGCUUUGCACUGGGGACCCCGAGGGUGGCAGAUGGGCAGGUGGAGGAAACGCGUGAACUCACGGCUGCUCUUCAGUUCCCAGAGUCCUGGGAGCAGAUUUGUUCCACACGUCAGCUUCGGAAUCCUUCGAGACCACUGUGGUCACAGCCCUGACGUAGUGUGUCUGACGUUCUUUAAGAAUUCUUCCCUCUAAAACUCUUCAAGCAAGGAAAAGAGAACUCAUAUGCAAACCAUGUUUUGACAGCCAAUCCUGAACAUGAAAUUUGCCACUUACAAAUAAGGGGCUAAUUUCUCAUUAUUGUGCACCUGCUGAAAAUACACACACACACACACACACACACACACACACACAGAGCACAUAUAUUUUUACUCAGUGCUAAUAAAUCCCUGGUGUAACAGGCUUAUAAAAUAAAUCAUACAUAUUAAAGGUUUUAGAGAUGUUAUAGAUAAUUACACGGGAUGCUAACUGGAAAACCACUGCAGUUAAUGAAAAUGAGAGACAAUGAAACAGACUUUAGUGUACCUAUUGAAGGGAAUUCCAGUAUACUUUAUAAUGCUGUCUUGAAUGCGUGCCACUUUAGUGAAAUAUAUUUUUCCUUAAAAGAAGCAACAGAUCUCAAUAUAAGUAUCAGGUGAAAAUAAAAUUUUUUCUCAGACUCUAGUGUUGCUAUACUUCACAUUUUCUUUUUCAGAAAAGACUGAAAGAAUACACUCCUUCUGGAAGCACUUCAGAAGCAUGUGAGGGUCUCUAAAAUAGAAGAGCUGUUAAAAGAUGUGAAAUCUGUACAUUGUUUAAAGUUUUAUUCCAAAAUUUUGCAAGUACAAGUUUUAAAUCCUAUUUUAACUUUUAAACCCCAGUGUGUAAAAGUAAGAUCACUUUUUCAGCAUAUGAAUUUUUAUUUUUACUUUUUUAUUUAAUUAUUUUUUGAGACAAGUCUUGCUAUGUAGUACAGGCUGGCCUUGAACUUGCUUAUGUAGCCCAGGCUGGCCGGGAGCUCACGGUGUUCCUCCUGUCUCAUCCUCCCGAGUGCUAGGAUUACAUGUGUGUGCCACCAUGCCUGGCUCAACAUAGGGGUUUUGAGUUUAACAAUUUAGAACGAAUUCUUUGGGGAAAAAAAUCUCCAAGAAUUAUUGGUAAUCAAAACAAAAGUAAAAGCGUGCAAGAGCUUUUGCACACUUUCAGAUGAGAAGUUCAGAAAUUCUGGUUAUAAAUCGAUAGCCAAAAAUCUUCAAAUCAGUAUUCCAAUCAGUGUAUCAGUGUUUCAGUGAAAUAGGCUUGUUAAAGUACAUUAAUCACCAGGAAUCAAAGAGACUUUAAGACUUUAAGAACUUCCAGUCAUAAAUUUGAGAGACUGCUCUCACCGUCCUUACAGAGCUUGGAAACACUGGGGGUUGGAAGUUGUAGCAGGCCUUACAAGGACCUGAGCACUGGUGGGCCUGAUGAGUGUGGCUCACUGGCGUGUGAACUGUAGACCUGGGCUUUGAUUCCACAUGGCUGUAUGUAAGCAGUAUGACUCUUUGGAAUAAAACAGAAGUAAUUUAACUACAGCAGGGCAAUAGCUGCUCUUUCCCAUGAGUUUCUCUUGAUGUACUACAUCUAUGGCCGGUUUUCAGGAUCCUGCCAGCUUCCAAUGUCAGCCAGCUCAGAGUUUCUCCCCUCUGUCACACAGUUAGAGUCAUCUGUGAAAAUAGCUAGUCUUGUUUACACUGUCUCUCUUAACCCACAUUUGCAAUUUUCCAUUGGCACUGCUGCGUGUCUGCUCUUCUCCAAAUGAGCAGUGGAAUGUUGGCUAGAUUUUUUUAAAUAUUUAAAAGUGAAUGAAAAACUUACAGCACUAACUUUUGAAAUUGCUCUCUCCAGUUCAGUCUGUGACUCUGCUUGUCUCCCAGCAAUGUUUUUGAAGCUGCUUCAUCAAGGGACCUUCAUUCAGCUUUAUGAUUUGCCCUCAGCACAGCGAGCCAGCACCGGGCAGGCAUAUUUUCCCCUCUGUGGCUGAACAACCUUGUGAAUGAGCAGCCCAUCUACAUUUUUCCCUUUAACUACAGUGACACAGCUGUGCUCACAGACACACACACCCAGGACGUGUCUGAUGACUUUGCUUCUGUAUUUUGAGAGCUAUGCAUUAAUUUGGAAUAGUCCAUUAAUCCAUUGGCUCUUUUUUGUUUUCCUCAGUCCCAGAGCUCAACCCCAGGGCCCUGUGCAUGCCAGGCAGGCGCUCUACCCCGAGCUCCUCAGUGCAUCUGUUCCCAUCUCUCUCCCUGCCUGCACCAGCUUCUAGUUUUCAUUUCUUUCUUUUGGUUGUUUCAGGGCAGCUGCUUCCAAAGCAGGUCUAAAAAUGAAUUACCCCCCACCAUCAUGUUGUCAGUGAUAUUUGCACAGGUUUUUGAAUACUAUAUGAAAAGAUUAUCAUAAAAUAUAUGCUAAGAAAUAUGAAGAAGUGCCUCUUUGAAAAUAGAAUAAAGCAGUGAUACUGGCAUAUAGAUUUUAUUUGUGCUGUCUCCUAAAAAGUCAGUACGUGCACCUAUACUAGAAGGGUUACACAGAUACCAUUUGAAGAAGGUCAUUUAAGGGUUUGCUCUGAAUAUUCUCAUACAGUAUUAAGUCUUGUGUGUAUUUGAUACAGUAACUUUGAUCCAUGCUAUUUACAAACCUGGCAUUAUGCUAAUAUAAUGUACAAGUGUCAAAUAGAGUUUCCCAGCAACUUUCUGAAGUGGACAUGCAUGAUUUCUUUUAUUUGACUAAUUGCUUUAUAAGUGUAAGCAUUCUGUAAGUCUUUUCAUAUAAAAUGCUUGUUUAUGGUAUUAAAAUUCAUACAUUCAUAAACAGAAGAGUCAAGCAAAUGGACUCAUCUUCGUACUGCUAACUUGGUCACAUUGUUAAACAUUUACAAUGUCUGUAAUACUCCUGAGCAAACAGAAUUCUCUCUGUUGUAUCACAAAGAUGGGGCAUUGUUUUGGGGAACAUGUUUAUGACUCGAGGAAACCUUUGGGGCCCCAGCAGUCGGUCUUCCAACCCGGCCUCUGCUGCUUCUACAAAGAACCUAAAGGUUUCUGAAAUGUCCGUGAUCAUUUGAAGAAGCUACAUCAAGAAAAUCUGCGGAGAGGCUGCACAUUCUUGUGUUGUUUUAUUUAAGAUCUGCUUUGUCUGGUUGGUUAAUAAUGUGUCUUUCUUUUUUGUAUAUAUGUUUAUGAAUGAUUCAUAGAAAAGUUGCCAUUAGCCGUGGCAAUAUUCCAGAAAGAUUUCACCACAAAAUAAACUGAGAAGAGUU